Messenger RNA from Plectropomus leopardus (leopard coralgrouper), 4554 nucleotides. It is a transcript of the gene klhl8, whose product is annotated as kelch-like family member 8. Lineage: Eukaryota; Metazoa; Chordata; Actinopteri; Perciformes; Serranidae. Gene Ontology annotation, molecular function: protein binding. The record is from RefSeq and is a predicted model, not a curated record.
AAACGUGCCAAUACCAAACAUUCCCCUUUAGGAAGCCGGCAUCUUAAUUCUUGCUGCGACAUGAGAGAGGGAGACACCGCUAUGUGGUCCAACGUUAACAACACGAUGUUAACACGGUGUUGUUACCUGUAGCCAGCUAUGGCACCUGGGGAUGUGGUGCCAGACCAUGCCAAGCAGCUGAAGCCCAAGGAGAAGCGUCCUGGAAACAGAGCAUCGAAAGCCGACUGUGAGCCUGAUGGGUCAUUUAUCUUUGAGGCUCACGAGGCUUGGAAGGACUUCCAUAACUCUCUCAGGCAUUUCUAUGAAGUAGGAGAGCUCUGUGACGUCACGCUGAAGGUUGGCAGUAGGUUGAUACCAUGCCACAAACUAGUGCUGGCUUGUGUGAUCCCCUACUUCAGGGCCAUGUUCCUGUCAGAGAUGUCUGAGGCUAAGCAGGAACUGAUAGAGAUCAAGGAUUUUGAUGGUGAUGCCAUCCAGGACCUGGUGCAUUUUGCCUACUCCUCCAAGCUCACAUUAACCGUGGACAAUGUCCAGCCUCUGCUUUAUGCUGCCUGCAUCCUCCAGGUGGAGUUGGUGGCGAGAGCCUGCUGCGAGUACAUGAAAGCCCACUUUCACCCCACAAACUGCCUGGCAGUUCGGACCUUUGCUGAGAGCCACAAUCGCGUGGACCUGAUGGACAUGGCAGACCGCUAUGCGUGUGAACACUUCACUGAAGUGGUGGAGUGUGAGGACUUUACGUGCGUGUCUCCCCAGCACUUGCGCACAUUAUUGUCCUCCAGCGAGCUCAAUAUCCACUCGGAGACACAGGUGUACAAUGCAGCAGUGAAAUGGCUGAAAGCGAAUCCACAGCACCACGAGGCCUGGCUGGACCAGAUCAUGUCUCAGGUGCGCCUCCCCCUGCUCCCUGUUGAGUUCCUGACUGGAACAGUGGCUAAGGACGAGAUGAUAAAAGGAAACUUGAGUUGUCGCGACCUGAUGGACGAAGCCAGGAAUUACCACCUGCAUCUGAGCAACAAGGUGGUGCUGGACUUUGAGUAUUCGGUCCGUACAAUACCCCGGAAACACACUGCAGGGGUUUUGUUUUGUGUGGGUGGCCGCGGGGGUUCAGGUGACCCGUUUCGCAGCAUCGAGUGCUACUCCAUCACUAAAAACAGCUGGUUUUUUGGUCCUGAAAUGAACAGCAGACGGCGUCACGUGGGUGUAAUAUCUGUGGGAGGGAAGGUUUAUGCUGUUGGCGGCCAUGAUGGAAACGAACACUUAGGCAACAUGGAGAUGUUUGACCCCCUCACCAACAAGUGGAUGAUGAAAGCCUCGAUGAACACCAAAAGGAGGGGUAUAGCCCUGGCAGCUCUGGGCGGUCCCAUCUAUGCUAUUGGGGGUCUCGAUGACAACUCUUGCUUCAACGAUGUGGAGCGUUACGACAUCGAAAGUGACUGCUGGAGCGCUGUGGCUCCAAUGAACACACCCAGAGGAGGAGUGGGAUCUGUGGCACUGGGGAGUUUCGUGUACGCAGUGGGAGGCAACGAUGGUGUGGCGUCACUUUCCAGUGUGGAGCGGUUUAACCCACACCUCAACAAGUGGACGCAGGUUAGCGAGAUGGGACAGCGACGAGCUGGAAAUGGAGUCAGCAAGCUCAAUGGCUGCCUCUAUGUAGUGGGUGGUUUUGAUGACAAUUCACCCCUGAGCUCUGUAGAGCGCUUUGACCCCCGAAUGCACCGCUGGGAGUACGUUUCUGAGCUGACCACCCCGCGUGGGGGAGUCGGGGUAGCCACUGUAAUGGGCAGAGUAUUUGCAGUCGGGGGUCACAAUGGCAACAUCUACCUGAACACAGUGGAGGCUUUUGAGCCUCGAAUGAACAGAUGGGAGCUGGUGGGUUCAGUGUCUCACUGCCGUGCCGGAGCCGGAGUGGCUGUCUGUUCAUCUCACGUCAGCCAGAUCAGGGACGUCGGCCAGGGCUCCAGCAACGUGGCCAACUGCAUGUGACCGCCGCUCCACUUUUUACCAGGUGACUGACUGUCAGGUCACCGUCAGAUGUGAUCACUGCACAAGCACACAACACAAAGCACACAGACACUGACAGAGUGAUUUCAUUACUGUCGCCACUGUCUGAACAUCAGCCUUAAUCCGUUACAGGCUGACGUUCGGUUUGCACACAGUGAUUGAGGAAUAUUAGGGAGGUUUUACUGACUUGAAGUGCACGUCUGACAAAUCUGAAGUCUUCUCUGACGAAAUUAUACAUUCAAGACAUUUUUUUGACUUCUGCUGGUGUUAUUUGCAAUCAGUGAUGUAGUAUUUUGUACUGUAUUUUCUUCAGUUUGACUGCCUUGACAUAGUUUGGAUUUUUUUAAGGGAACAUAGUGGCUGAGCCUACUAGUAUUUAUUACUAACAUCUCGAGAGUGAGAGGUGAGUUUGGAUUCAGAACUAAUAAAUGAACUGAACAUCUUGAAUGCGGACUGUAUAGUUGGCCAGUAUGAACGCAUUUCGAAGGUCCCCUCUUGACGACCGUCUCUGGUUCACUCGUUGGCUCUGCAGUUGUUUUCAUGAACCAGAGGCGUGACAAAUUGGCAGUUUGAAAACAAGAAAAAAAAUCGUACUGGAUUCAGCACCUUGUUUGCAGUGCAGUGUAUGCAGUUAAAACAUUUCUUCAGUCAAUCCAAUAUACAAUCUUAUGAUGUCAAAUGCAUUUCCAGGACUCCUGCUAUCUUCUGCCAGGCGAAGUAAAAGCAUCUGUUAGAGCAGUUUGACUUUUAAAGGUGCAUUUCAGAAUUAAUCUAUCAAAAGAUCAACUACAGCAAGCUGGAUCACAUCGCAGCAGUUUUAACUGGGAUUUGCAUGUAAUUAAUUGUGUUUGAACAAUCAUUUAAGGCUGUUUGGGGAAAAAAUCAGUCACUGGGUAGGAUGUAAGUGCACAAACACAUAAACAAUGUGUCUAGUUCAAGCACCUGCUGAAUCCUGAGUCGCUUCCUUAAAGUCCUCCUCCACUCACUAAAAGUGUUUUUCUUCUGUUCAUGUCCCCUAAAGUGUCUGACCUUGAAUAUACUGACAUGUGUCUUGCAAAGUUUGUCACUAGAGAGGUGUUUUCACAUUCCCCUACUGAAAACCUGAGAUUAAAAUGUACCCUGCACUACUACGAAAGCCAGACGCUGUCUAAUAUUGAAAAAAACAUAUCAACACAACACCAGCAAAGAAACCUGAAACCUCCAGCACAGAGUGGACUUGUCAGUACAGAGAGCAGGAUCUGCAUAAACACAGUGAAACGUUUUGGCAGCUAACAUCGUAGAGUGUGCAGUUUUUGAAUGCGAUCCUGACCAGUGUGAACACGCUGUAACAUUAUAGCAGAUAUUAUCGGAUGUUUAACAACCACUAAAGCUGCAUCAGCAACUGCCAGUUAGCCUACAAGCUAACAAACUACGACACAACAUAAAUAAAGGAGUGAACUACAAUUAGCAUUCUGAUAUUUCUGCUGAGUUUGGUGCACAACAGACUCCUCACGUGAGUCUGGAUUUAAGGCUUGAAUGUGUAUGGCUGAAUCUUUCUGAUAUUUCCUCUAAGGUUAGCCAUCUUGAUGUGCAAGCAGCUGAAUGGAGGCCAGGUCCAGAUUUUCUCAAUAAGGGAGAAAGAGUAUAUCCAGCUCCUAUUCCAGCCCCUUUUCAGAGUUUUUUUUUCUAAUGUAUUGUUAUUAUUAUUUUCAUUUUUUAUGUGGGAAAACCAAGUCAAACAAAAUAUCAACAAUACUUAAAAACGUGGCUGGAGGGGAACUUUAACCUUGAGCUCAGAACAGAGUUUGAUGACUAUAGGACUGAUCCGAGCAAUACGGUUGCACCUCUCCGGUUCUUUUUCAGUUUUACAUUUUUGUAUAGAGGUCUGUUCAAACUGACAAGGACAGAUAUUCAGAUCCGAGAUUUGUGUUUGACGAUAGCUGGACUGUCAGAAAUCCUAAUCAGAGUGCUUUCAGGUGUGUAUGAGAUGCAGCUGAAGUUUGUCCCUACAGAUGGUUGCGUUAUAUUUUAAUAUAUGGACAUUUUGUAUAAUAAAAUAGGUGUAUCUUUGGUAUUAUCCUUUAUUACACUAUCUAAUCCUUUGCUGUGCACUAUUUUGCUAGAAUAGGUGUGAAGUCUGAGAAUAUUUUUGUCCUAAAUGGAGAUUUUCAUGUUAUUCAUAUUAUAAGUUUGAAGAUGUUUAUUUAACUCUCAUGCCUAUUUCUAUCUAAAUGUAAUAAUUUCGGCGUUGUUUUUCAGAAUAGGCUGACAGACCUACUUUAAAACAGAAAAAAACACAUUUGGUUUAUAUGAGAAAUAUACCCAUGAUUGCACACUUUUUGUCCUGCAGGUUUUAAUUUUAGUGCAUAUUAUUGACCUAAUGUUUUACACCAAAACUGAAGAAAAACUUAUUGGCAACUUUAUUCUAAAAUGAGCCAGAAUCUUCUUUGGUAAGUCUUUUGUAAACUUUACUGUACUUUGUGUUGUUCUUCCUCCUCCUGACAGCUUCCAUCUUGUGCUUUUAUUUACGUGGUAUUGGUAUAAAUUGGUACAAUAAAGUUUUGUGUAAAAUUA